Messenger RNA from Symsagittifera roscoffensis, 1798 nucleotides. RefSeq lists its product as uncharacterized. The record is from RefSeq and is a predicted model, not a curated record. The transcript has 22 exons. The coding region runs from base 284 to 1609 and encodes 441 amino acids. NCBI's taxonomy places the organism in Eukaryota, Metazoa, Xenacoelomorpha, Acoela, Convolutidae.
AAAAAACAAUAAACACCAAUUGAUAUUAAGUGGCACUGUUUAUAAAGUUCAACUGUGCGCAAAUUUGGUUACUUUUAAUAUAACUGCAGAUGGUAUUUUUGAAUCAUAAUUUCAAAUUUCAUCGUAAAACUACAAAUUCAGCCAUAAACACCCAGCAAAUUGUUGAUUGCUGUUGGCUUUUUUUCUGCAACAUCAAAACUGUUUAAAAAGUUUUGCUCUUGCAAAUUUUGGGCGGUCACCGCAAUACUUGACAUCCUUUCGGGAGCAAACUUUUGAUUUAAUAAUGAACAAAAAACAAGUUUUACUUCUUUGCAUUGCAAAUUUACUACUAAUAUCACGAGUCGGAUGUUGGGAGACGGCCAUGAAUCCCCGACAGAAGAUGAGUGGACAUUAUGGUUCAAACUACAUGAUCGGAAAGAGGAGUACUACCAACUUGAAGAAAAGAUGGGGACUUUCCGAUCUGACGGAUUCUGUUUCUGGAGCUGCGUCUAAUGUCGUGGAUACUGUAUCUGACGUCUCGUCUGACACCCUGGAUAAGGCCACCGACCUCAAGGACACAGUUGUCGAACAAGGUCAGGAUGUGGGAGAGUCUAUUCAGGACGCGGCCGGUGACCUGCCCCUCCCCUCUUCCCCCUCCGAGGUCAAGGACAUCGCACAGGGUCUCGAACUCUCAGAUGUAAUGAUACUCGCAGAUGACCUUGGCCUCCCUUCGGAUCUAGACUCUGUCCUCUCUCUGGCUGAGAAACUAGGCGUGGAAGUGACAGAUGAUGACAUCAUGAAUCUGAUCGCGGAGGUUGAGAUGUCUGACCUUGAGGAAGUGUUGAAGGAGAUCCCGGUGGAAGAUUUGGUCGCUUUAGCCGGAGGAGUGGCCUCUCAGGUGCCACAAUCUGGUGGUGGAGGCUCCUCUGAGUCUGCUGUCGUAUCAAUAGAGAUCAUGGACAAACUCACAGCGGCUCGCAUGAUGAUCGACAACAUCGAAUCGUGUAAGCUGCAAGAUGAAGCACCCAAAGAGGAGGAGAAUUCUGUUAAAAGGCUUCAACCUAUAAUGGCUGGAAAAAGACCUAAACCUAUCAUGGCGGGAAAACGUAUUAAACCUGUCAUGGCUGGCAAACGCCUCUAUCCCAUUAUGGCGGGCAAGCGAAUGGGCGGACUUCUAAAUCGCAUGAGCAAGAAGAGCGGCGGUCUAUUGAAGUACUUCAAGCGGACCGGCGGUUUAUUGCAUUUCAUGAAGCGGAGCGGCGGUCUGUUAAAUUAUUUCAAGAGGAGCGGUGGUCUAUUAAACCAUUUCAACAAAAGGAGCGGUGGCCUGUUACACUUCAUGUCACGCAAAAGGGUAAGUGGAAAUUUCUACGAAAUCAUGUCAAACAACCAGGCAAACGUGAAACCUGGUAGCUUAGUUGGUAAACGCGACGCUGAAGUUGUUCCGUCGUCUACCGGAAUCAGCCAGGGAGAGCUAGCCAAAAUAAUCGAGUCAGGGGCUAAACUGGCAACUGACGCCGUGCCAGAUCAUCAGGCACUCAUGCCGUCUACAGGAUCCACUGCUAGCCUCUACACGAUUCUGGAAGGGGUGAAUGACUUGAUUGCGAGAUUGGAUCAAAUUUCAACUUGAAGAUGCAACAAACACCUAUUGUCUCACCAACUGCAAUCGACUCAGUUGAAAAAUAACAUCAAAAAGCGGUGACUUGCUUCUUGAUGUGUACAUGAAGAAUGAAUAAAUUGUAUUAUCAAAUUAAGGGACUUAUUUCAAAUCUGGGAUUAUAAUUAAAUAUCGCUUGAUUUAAUUAAAGGAUUGCACAUA